CAUAAAAAAUUUAGUAAAACAUCGAAAUUUGAAUUAAAAAAUUUGCCACCAGUCGUACUCUGCUCUGCUAAAGUUCUAUGCAACCAAGAACAACAUGUGCAGAUAUGCAGAUCCUCCUCACAAACCAAUCAGAGUUCUGCAGAAGUCAGAACCGCGAAAAUCCGUAGCUAAAGAGCAAACACCACGAAUCCCAAUCAAAUGGGCUCUCCACUCACCGUUCAGCUCUCUGCUCCUCUGCUCUGCUCCUCAUUCCGCUCGAAACCCCAGAAAACCAAAACCCUUUUCAAAAUUCACCCCAAAAAUGGCUCUGGCCACCCCUACCACUUUUGGGUUCAGCAGUCUGCUCGAGACGUUCACGUUGAACGUGCAGAGAGCAGAGAAUCGGCCGCUUAACGUGCCGCUGACUGCGCCGUUCACGAUUGCGACUUCGCGGCUGGAGAGGGUGGAGAAUGUGGCGGUCCGGGUUGAGUUGAGUAACGGGUGCGUGGGGUGGGGUGAAACUCCGAUUUUUCCCUUUGUAACUGCAGAGGAUCAGCAUACUGCCAUGGUCAAGGCUAAGGAAGCUUGCGAGUUCUUGCUUCGAAGUCCGGCGAUGACGUUGGGUUCGGUUUUGGGGGAGAUUGGUGGAAUUCUUCCUGGACAUGAGUUUGCUUCUGUUAGGGCAGGAGUUGAGAUGGCGUUAAUUGAUGCAGUUUCUAUGAGUAUCGGUGUCCCUUUGUGGAGACUGUUUGGUGGAGCUUCAAACACCAUAACUACUGAUAUAACAAUUCCGAUUGUUUCUGCAGCAGAAGCUGCUACAUUGGCUUCAAAGUACCGUGAAGAAGGAUUUAAAACUUUAAAGCUUAAGGUGGGAAAGAAUUUGAAUUCAGACAUAGAAGUCCUUCAAGCUAUACGUGUUGUUCACCCCGAUUGCUAUUUUAUCUUGGAUGCUAACGAAGGAUAUGACUCCAACGAAGCUAUCCAAGUUCUUGAUAAAUUACAUGAGGUGGGCGUGAGUCCUCUUCUCUUCGAACAACCGGUCCAUAGAGAUGAUUGGAAAGGCCUCAGAAAUGUUUACCGCGUUGCGAAAGACAAAUAUGGAGUAUCAGUUGCAGCUGAUGAGAGCUGUCGAAGUUUAGCUGAUGUUAAGAAAAUAGUGGAAGAAAAUCUUGCCGAUGUAAUUAACAUUAAACUUGCUAAAGUUGGGUUUCUUCGAGCCCUUGAAAUCAUCGAGUUAGCAAGGGCAGCGGGAUUGAAUUUGAUGAUUGGUGGUAUGGUUGAGACUAGACUGGCCAUGGGUUUUGCUGGCCAUCUUGCUGCUGGCAUGGGGUGCUUUAAGUUUGUUGACCUAGACACGCCCUUGCUGUUAUCGGAAGAUCCGGUUCUGGAGGGUUACGAAGUUUCGGGUGCAGUUUAUAAGUUCAGAAAUGCUAGAGGCCAUGGUGGAUUUCUGCACUGGGACAAUAUUGCUUGACGAAGCUUGCAACUCAACAAUUUGAACUCCGAGCAGCAUCUGAUGGCGGAGAAAAAGCUCCCCGGAAUGGAGCUUCAUCAAAUACUGUCGUAUUUUUUCAGAUGAAACAUUUGAAUUCAUAGACCACAACAGCAUUCGGCAUUGCAAAUUUCCACGCAUUGUAAAUAAUUGCUUAGCUGAUUGAUCUGUGUAAGUAGGCAAUGUGGAUCCAUUUUUGAGUCUA
Messenger RNA from Pyrus x bretschneideri (Chinese white pear), 1676 nucleotides. Its product is annotated as L-Ala-D/L-amino acid epimerase. Bases 95 to 1453 code for a protein of 452 amino acids. Gene Ontology annotation, molecular function: racemase and epimerase activity, acting on amino acids and derivatives. The transcript has 7 exons. NCBI's taxonomy places the organism in Eukaryota, Viridiplantae, Streptophyta, Magnoliopsida, Rosales, Rosaceae. The record is from RefSeq and is a predicted model, not a curated record.